AUGGCCAUCACCAUGCGGUUGAUUGCCAAAUUCAACGCCUACUAUGCAGAAAAGCCAGUCCUCACGACGAUGAUUACCAACGCCCAACCCCCUCAUCUCCAUCGAGCUGACCGACCUGAAAGAAAAACCCGCACCAACGGCCCACCCCCCUUCGACUUCGAACGCCUCACCCGCUUCAUGGCCUAUGGCUUUCUCAUGGCCCCCGUCCAAUUCCAAUGGUUCGGCUUCCUCUCCCGCGCCUUUCCCAUCUCCAAGACCCGCGGCACCAUCCCCGCCAUGCAGCGAGUGGCCAUGGACCAAUUGAUCUUCGCGCCCAUCGGCCUGGGCAUCUUCUUCACCUUCAUGACCGUCGCAGAGGGCGGAGGGAAGAGGGCCGUCUUCAAGAAAUUCCAGGACGUCUAUCUGCCGGCCCUGAGGGCGAAUUAUAUGGUCUGGCCCGCGGUGCAGAUCCUCAAUUUCAGAACGGUGCCGAUCCAGUUUCAGAUUCCGUUUGUGAGUACGGUGGGGAUUGCCUGGACGGCGUAUCUGAGCUUGACGAAUUCGGCGGACGAGGAAUAG
Messenger RNA from Endocarpon pusillum Z07020, 558 nucleotides. RefSeq lists its product as uncharacterized. The record is from RefSeq and is a predicted model, not a curated record. Gene Ontology annotation, cellular component: cytoplasm; membrane. The coding region runs from base 1 to 558 and encodes 185 amino acids. Lineage: Eukaryota; Fungi; Ascomycota; Eurotiomycetes; Verrucariales; Verrucariaceae. The transcript is spliced from 2 exons.